Molecule: messenger RNA, 5731 nt
Organism: Cataglyphis hispanica
Lineage: Eukaryota; Metazoa; Arthropoda; Insecta; Hymenoptera; Formicidae
Product: fibrillin-1-like
Exons: 20
Coding region: 189-5216 (1675 amino acids)
Molecular function (GO): calcium ion binding
Source: RefSeq, a predicted model, not a curated record
UUGUCCGAGACGUAUCCGGGCGAGAUUGACUUUAGUCGAGAGCGAUCACGUUUUUUUCGAAGAAGUUUCAGCGGGAAAGGUCCAAUCGACGAUUUCCUGGUGAAAUAAAUAUUGAAUUGCGGUGUCCGAUCGACGCGAAAAAUUCGCUCGAAUAUUAAUAAUAAUUGAGUGGAAAUCAAUGAGGGAAGAUGGCAGGAUAUGUCAAUCUUGGUGCAUCCUUUAUUGUCCUCGUCUUGGUGGUCCACCUGGAACAGCUGAUCCUGCACAAACGAGCGGCGGUUGUCGAGGGAAGAAUGGAAGCUCAGUUCAAGAAGUGUUGCGAUCUGGGCACUUCUUGGGCCCAGGAGGGCCUUAGGUGCGAGAAGUUUACCGGGCCGGUGGCCGGAGUGCCGAGGGUGGAGCAGGGCCUCUGCCUGGAAGCCGUAGACAUCUGUUGCAUUCGAGCCUACCACGAGCUGGAAUGUGAGAGGGGAAAAGCCGACGCGCGUCAAGGUCUCGCGUGCGUAACAAGUACGAGCGCCAAGUCGAGGACGUCCUCCGGCCGCGGCGAUCAUCAUCGCGACUGUUGCGAGGGCUGCAAGCUAGGUAUCCUCGCGGGAUCUAUGGGUCAAGGAUGCUCCUUCAAGAGUUUCUCCUUUGGUAUACCAUGGGAUCCCGCAUUCUUAGAAUGCUGUCGUGAAGCGUCGCCGAGCUCGACGACGGAUCUUACGAGUGAAUCAUCGAGCGGAAGCACGGAAACAGAUCUCGAUUUCUCGUCAUCGUCAUCAUCACCAUCGUCGCCAUCACCGUCAUCGCCGUCAUCAUCGUCAUCGCCGUCAUCGUCGUAUUCGACGUCGCCAUCGCCGUCAUCACCGUUAUCGCCGUCAUUGUCAUCUUCUUCAUCAACAUCGCCUUCAUUCUCAUUGUCGGAUGAUGCAUCAGCUACGUUGUCGGAAACCACAUAUUCGAUCCCAACUCCAGAGUUGGAUGAUAUCUGUCGUCUCAUGAAAGGCAUGCUCUGCACUGACAUUUGCGUACCGACGCCGGGCUCGUAUUAUUGCAAAUGCCGUGACGGCUUCACUUUGUUGGAGGACGGGAAGACUUGCAGGAAAGAUCUGCCGACUGACAGAUGCAAAUCGACUCACCCCUGCGAACAACGAUGCACCGACAAUGGGGUGGCUGUCAUAUGCAGCUGUAAUCCAGGAUACGAUUUGGCUAAUGACGGACGUUCGUGUAUUCCAAAGUCUCCCAAGGAUAAUAAGAAAGCAGACGUAGACGAGGAUAACGAAUUAUCGCCGUUGUGUCCAUCGGGUUACCGUUAUAAUGCCACUAAUCAGGUGUGCGACGACCUGGACGAGUGUCUGGAGCGCGACGUGUGUCUUGGCGGUAGAUGCCAAAACACCAUAGGAUCAUACGUCUGCAUCACGGCGAGAUCUGUCAAAAAUGCACCCUACGAAUCUUGUCCUCCGGGAUAUCAAUGGGAGCUACGUAUAGGUGUAUGCGUAGAUAUCGACGAGUGCACCGUCUUAUCGGACGCUUGUGCCGCCGAUAAGCCGUUUUGCGUCAACACGCAGGGUAGCUACACGUGUCUGGAGAUGACCGGAGUGAAAUCUUGCCCCGCGGGAUUCAAGUUUGACAGAUCGUUGCAGCAAUGCAAAGAUGUGGACGAGUGCGCGGAGACUAUUCACAGCUGUCUGGCAGAUGUUGAGCAAUGUCGAAACACCGAGGGUGCUUACGAGUGCGACAUAAAGUGCGAGGAAGGAUUCACGUACAGUAUCGGGCUGGGUGCUUGUGUCGACAUAGACGAAUGCAUCGAGUCGCACAAUCCUUGUCCUGAUCCCAGCACAAUAUGCAUUAAUACAGAGGGUGCGUAUAAGUGUAUGAAAUCUCUCUCUUUGGCGAAUCUACCUCCGCUUCCGCCAAUCGAGAAAAAUCUCACAAAGGAUCUUGCCGCUCACCAAAAGGAUUUGACCACGCGACGAACUUGUUCCGCGGGAUAUAAACCAGCAAACGAUUCCGAAAUGACGUGCAUCGAUGUCGACGAGUGCAGCGAACAAUUACAUUCUUGCGAGCACGACGAGAGCUGCAUUAACGAGCUCGGUAGUUACAGAUGCGUACCAGUUGAAAAUAGCAAUACAUCCAUUAAGGAGAGUGAUGACAAUCAACGCGAUGAUCGACAUAGCCAGGGAUACAAGUCAGAAGAAAUGAGCGUUGCUUCGCCGGUGAACGAGAUUGAAAACUGUGGCAGCGGCUACUUUGUCGACGGAAAAUCUCGCCGCUGCAUCGACGUCGAUGAAUGCGUCAACGGGAUAGCGGCGUGUGGAUUAGGCGAACGCUGCAUCAACACUCAGGGCGGUUACCGAUGUUCUCCGGCUUGUCCAUCUGGUUUCCGGGUGCGCAAUCAUUCUCAAUUUUCCGUCGAAAACGAGAUCGAAAAGUCUUGCGAGGACGUGGACGAAUGCAAGCUCGGCCUGCACACCUGCAACACGUUGACUCAUUAUUGUCUUAAUACGAACGGCUCCUAUAUUUGCGAAGCGUUCACCACCACCACCACCACCAGCACUACUACUACCAAGCCUACCACGGUCAAUAGCAUAAUAACAAGGAGACCGUACAUCGGUUCACACUACAAAAAAGUCCAUAUGUCCAGAAGUAGUCUCAGCACAGAUCGUUAUUGGUCCACGGAACCGUGUAGAUUGGGAUAUAAAAGAGAUGCGAACACGGGCUAUUGCGUGGACAUAGACGAAUGCGCGGUUGGUCCAGGAUGUCGUGAUCAUGAGAGAUGCACGAAUACGCCAGGAGGCUACGAUUGCUCGCCCCUCUGCAGCGCCGGCUGGUAUUUUAGUACAACAACGAGGGGCUGUCAGGACGUGGACGAGUGUCUGUUAGGUCGACACGAUUGUCCUCAGAGCACGCACAGAUGCGUCAACACCAACGGAUCCUUCAUCUGCGAAUUGAUACCGCCCUGCGGCCGCGGCUUCAGACGAGCCUUCAAUGGCACCUGUUUGGACGUCGACGAGUGCUCCGAGAACCUGCACAACUGUCGGCUUGAUUUGCAUCAGUACUGCAUUAACAAAGAAGGCGGUUUCGAGUGUUUAACCAGGCUGCCCUCCUGUCCCUCCGGAUACCAAUAUUCUUUGGGCAGUCGACAAUGCGAGGACAUCGACGAAUGCUUGACCGGGCAGUACAAUUGUGAUGCAAAGUUCUCCGAGAGAUGUGUCAAUCUGCCGGGUUCAUAUAGGUGCGAAAGAUCUCCUCCUCCUCGUCAACGUCAACGACCCGCUUGUCCUUCCGGCUAUCGAUAUCAUACUCACUUUCGCAUGUGCAAAGACGUGGAUGAGUGCGCAGAGGGAUUAGACUCGUGCGGCGACGAAAUCUGUUACAACCAACCGGGUGGUUACAGCUGCGCGAAGCCGCCUGUCCCCGUCACCAGGAAACCGACCACGGCUGCGAUGCCGGCGCCGGCGAACCAAAAGUGUAUGGACGGCACCAAGUUCGUGAGAAAUCGCGGCUGCGUCGACAUCAACGAGUGCAGGGAGCUCGAGGAUGCUUGCAGCAGCAACGAAGAAUGCGUCAAUACCAUGGGCAGCUAUCUAUGCACCUGCAAGACCGGUUUCAGGCGUGACAAUCUCACGCAGGCUUGCGUCGACAUUAACGAGUGUCAGUUGCAGGAGAACGACUGUCUGCCGACGCAGCGAUGCGACAACACGAUCGGCAGCUACACGUGCACGCGUUUCCUGCCAUGUGGCACCGGCUAUACCUUGAACGCCGCGACCGAGAUCUGCGAAGAUGAUGACGAAUGCGUUCUUGGUACCCACGAUUGCGCACCUGGUUAUCAAUGCAGGAACACCCUGGGCUCAUAUCGCUGCGAUCGUAUUCCGCGUACAUCAACUCCGCAGGCACGCAUACCGACUCCGCAGACGCGCACAUCGCCGAUGACGACGGCGCGGAUCACUUCGACGACGACGCCAAACACGACUGGUACUUGGACGAAUUGUCCGCGCGGCUUCGAGCCCGGUUCAGGUGGCAAGUGUGUGGACAUAGAUGAGUGCCAGGCAACGCCGAAUCCUUGCGGCAGAUUGAUGCAAAUGUGCAUCAACACUUUGGGAUCCUAUAGAUGCACGUCCAGAGUAAUUUGCGGACCCGGUUAUACCCUGGACCCCGUGUCUGGGCAAUAUUGCAUCGAUGUGGACGAAUGUCGGGAGGGAACGCACGAGUGCGGCAAAGGACAAACCUGCGCGAACAGACAGGGUGGUUACCACUGCAUCUGUCCGUCAGGUCACGCGCCUGGGCCCAACAACGACUGCGUCGACAUCGAUGAGUGUAGCAUUUACGGUAGCGGAAUUUGCGGAUCGAACAGUCGCUGUGAGAAUACCGUUGGCUCUUACAAGUGCUUAUGCGACGAGGGCUUUGAAAACGUCGGGGGUGCUGCUGGUGCUUGCAAAGAUAUCGACGAAUGUCAGCGAACAGCAGGGCUCUGUCAGCACGUAUGCAUGAACGUUUGGGGCAGCUAUAGAUGCGGAUGCGAAGCAGGAUUCAGACUAAAUGCCGACAAUCGAACCUGCAACGACAUUGACGAGUGCACGGAGUUCAAGGACGACAAUCUUUGCAUCGGCAUCUGCGAAAACACGCCGGGUAGUUACGCGUGCAAAUGUCCAGAUGGAUAUAGACUUGGCAUCGAUGGUCGAGCUUGCCAGGAUAUCGACGAGUGCGCGACCGGUCAGAUCUGCAAGGAACCGGACGAGAUGUGCCAGAACACGCGCGGUAGCUUCCGUUGCAAUCGAAUAAACUGUCCUUCGGGAUAUCAGCGGGACCCCACGAGGAAAAACCGUUGCGUACGCUCCUCAAGAUAUUGUCGUGUAAACGACCUGGCUUGCCUUCGGUCACCCUCGCAUUAUUCCUACAACUUCAUCACCUUCGUGAGCAUGCUUCCGAUCCCGUCGACCGGUCGAUUGGAGCUAUUCACCAUGAGAGGAAGCUAUCAGCCCGAUUCGACGGUACAAUUCACCAUGGCGUUGGUGGACGUGCGUGCACCGCCAGGUAUCACGCGCGCCACGGAAUCCUGUUUCUCCCUGAAGAGACCGGCGCCGUCUCAGGCGGUUCUGGUGCUGACGCGCAGCAUCCCCGGGCCGCAGGAGAUCGAGCUGGAUCUCACUAUGGAGAUCUAUCACAAUGCCGUGUUCAUGGGGAGCGCCGUUGCCAAGAUCUUCAUCUUAGUCUCGCAAUACGAAUUCUGAGAGAAGAUUAUUUGAAUAAGAGUAAUUAGUGGAAAGAGUACAGAUUAAUAGAGAGAUAGGAGAUGAUCGUAGAAAAAAAUGAUGUAAUUGAUUUUUAUUGCUUCUUCUAUUAUACUUGACGGAGAAAUUCAAAGGAACAAAAAUAUUAUUUUAUCAAAUUAUAUCAUCUUAUUAUACAGGACAAUAUUUUGGAAGAUACGGAAUCUUUCUUUUCUGAUUUUAAAGAUUGUGAGGAUCAAACACGCACAGAUUUUAUCUCAUUAAAGAAUAUAAAUAUUUUUCUUCUAGGAAAUAUAACAAAUUAACAUUGUAAACGAUAUAUAUUUAAGCACUUAAUGUACGAAUUUUUUAUUGUUUGCUCGAUUUUAGAGAAAAAAAAAGAAACAUUAAAAUAAAUAUACUAGUAUUUCAAUAGUAGAUAUGUAUAAAAAACAAAUUAAAUGUACAUAUAAAUGCUUGUAUAAGUUAUAUGUAAAGGACUUGGAAUAAACUUACAUUAGAUGUAGAAUAUGAAA